AUGGCCUUCUCUUCUCUUUUCAGAUCUGCCGCCACUUCCGCCGUUGCUCCUCGUGUCGAGCUUUAUACAUCGCCGUCAUACGAUCAUUUUCAGGUCGCGUCAAGUCUUGGAUUCAGUCACAACCUGACCUCGUCCAGAUUCUCUGGUGCUGCGGUUUCAACUGGGUCAUCUUCAUCUUUACAAAAAUGCAAUGCGAGAAGUGUUCAACCUAUCAAGGCAACAGCCACAGAAGCACCUCCUGCUGUUCACAGGUCAAGGAGCAGUGGAAAGACAAAGGUUGGGAUCAAUGGUUUUGGUCGGAUUGGAAGGCUGGUCCUUCGCAUCGCAACUUUCAGAGAUGAUAUUGAGGUUGUAGCAGUCAACGACCCAUUCAUAGACGCCAAGUACAUGGCUUACAUGUUCAAGUAUGAUUCUACUCAUGGAAAUUACAAAGGAACCAUCAAUGUUAUUGAUGAUUCCACUUUGGAGAUCAAUGAAAAACAGGUCAAAGUUGUCAGCAAAAGAGACCCAGCUGAAAUCCCAUGGGCUGAUCUUGGAGCUGAGUAUGUUGUUGAGUCUUCGGGAGUAUUCACCACCCUUGCACAAGCUUCAUCACAUUUGAAGGUGGUGCAUGAGGAAUUUGGAAUUCUCGAAGGCUUGAUGACAACAGUCCAUGCAACCACAGCAACUCAGAAAACUGUGGACGGCCCAUCAAUGAAAGACUGGAGAGGAGGCCGAGGCGCCAGUCAAAACAUCAUUCCUAGCUCAACCGGCGCUGCAAAGGCUGUUGGUAAGGUUCUUCCAGAACUCAAUGGAAAACUAACGGGAAUGGCUUUCCGUGUCCCAACACCAAAUGUUUCUGUUGUGGAUUUAACUUGUCGACUUGAGAAGGAUGCAUCUUACGAAGAAGUAAAGGCAGCCAUAAAGUUUGCUUCCGAAGGACCACUUAGGGGCAUUCUUGGGUAUACAGAAGAAGAUGUCGUCUCCAAUGAUUUCCUCGGAGAUUCAAGGUCAAGUAUCUUCGAUGCUAAUGCUGGGAUUGGAUUAAGCAAGUCCUUCGUGAAACUUGUCUCCUGGUAUGACAACGAAUGGGGUUACAGCAACCGAGUCCUUGACCUGAUAGAGCACAUGGCGUUAGUUGCAGCCAGCCGCUAA
Messenger RNA from Thlaspi arvense, 1134 nucleotides. NCBI's taxonomy places the organism in Eukaryota, Viridiplantae, Streptophyta, Magnoliopsida, Brassicales, Brassicaceae. The record is from the annotation of a GenBank genome assembly.